AUGGCUGCAACUCUUUAUCCACCUUUACGUAUUCGUGAUAUUCCUGGUCCACAACCUGGUCAAUUCGGUGUGCUUGAAAAAGCCUAUCGACCACAUAAAAAUCUUGUAGCACAAAAUCGUGAACUUGAAGCGAUACGUGAAACACGAGAUAAGCAAAAUCGAGAAGCUAAAACUGAAUUAAAUAAAAUACAAUUCGAUGAAUUAUCAUCAACAAAAGCUUUUCAUGCUGAAGUACGACGUGAAGUUGAACGAAGAUUGAAUCAUACAGAUCAUAAACUUGAAGAACGUCGUGAACGUCUGCGUGAUUUACUUGCUACUGAAGAAGCACAAUUUCUUGCAGAAACAGCAUCAUCUCAAGAAAGUUUAAGUGAACGUAUUGGAAAAAUGCGCCAAAAAGCUAAACGUAUACGUGAAGAAAAAGAAAGUGAACAUGCACGACUCGUACAAGAGAAAUAUGAUCAACGUUUUCGUCGUGAUUGUGCUGAAUUACGUGAACUUCAAUCGAAAGAAUUAGAUUACGAAUUGGGUAAUGAGCAUUUAUGGCAAAUGAAAGAAAAAUUCGAUAGAAAAAAAGAUCAUCAAGCAGAAGAAGAAUUUUGGACUAAAUUAUGGUAUGAUGAUAUUGCUAAAAAGAAAGAACGUGAAGAUCGUGAUGCACAAGAAGCAAAAGCAAAAUCUGAAAGCAUGUCUAAAAUCAUACGUGAACAAAUGCAAGCAAUAGACGCCGAUCGUGGUUUACAGAAAAGCAAACGAAAAGAAUAUUCAGAAGCUGCCUGGGCACAAUUUCGUGCUCAAAAAGAUGAGCAAGCUGCUGAAUUUCAAGAAAAACUACGUAAACAAGAAGAACAAAAACGUAUACUUGAUACAGUUUUAACUACAAAACAAAAAAUUCAACUACGCAAAGCCGAACAAGAAAAGGCGCUUGAUGACAAACUUGCUGAAGAAACUCAGCAUGCAACUCUCAGUGAUGACAUGGAAAGAAGGCAACGAAAGUACGAGCUUCGUGAUGAAAAUCAACGUUAUCGUGCUUAUUUGGAACAACGCAAACUUGACGAACAAAGACAACAAAUUGAACUUGAUCGUUUUCUACAAAUUGAAGCAGAUAGACAAAAUGCUAUGCGUGCAGGAAAAUUACGUGCUGAACAAGAUAAACGUAAUAAACUUCUUCAAGAAGUUAUUGUAGGUCGACAACAACAGUUAAAUGAGCGAAAUGAAAGAAAAGCACAAGAAAACAGUGAACAUCAAUGGCAAGUUGAUAAUAUGAAAACAAUUUCUGAACAAGUUAAACUAGAAGAUGCAGAUCGUGAAGCACGUAAUCGAACGAAACGACUUGCUUAUCGAAGUGAUUUAAUGGGGCAAAUGAGUUAUGAACAACGCAAGAAACAAGAGGAAGAAUACGAGAUUCGACGUGAACAAGCCGAAGGCAUGCAAGCAGAAAUUGAAUAUCAGAAACGCCUUAAUUUUGAACUUCAACAAACUGGUGUUGCUUAUCCACAUCCGAUUCGUCAAUGGUAUUCAGCUAAAACAGGAACAUUCUAUCGACCAGAAAAACCAGCUAUGUUCGAUGAUGAUAAUCCAGCGAAUGGCAAUGAAAAUCUUAGUAUUGUACCCCGACGUAAUACUACAGCACCAGAACAAACUCGUUCUAAUUUACCCGUGCCCAUUGUGUAUCAUUAA
This is a messenger RNA of Rotaria socialis, 1677 nucleotides long. The record is from the annotation of a GenBank genome assembly. Lineage: Eukaryota; Metazoa; Rotifera; Eurotatoria; Philodinida; Philodinidae.